AUGUCGAGGACAACAUCAAGAACAUCAUCUAAGGGAAAUAUGGUAACACCAUUUUCCAUUGAUACAAUUGAAGAACCGGAAUCAACUCCCAAUUCAUCAGACAAGAAAUCGAGAUGUUGGAUGUGCUCUCCAAAGAAAGUCCUCAGCUUGAGGAAUAUCAUCAUUACACUGAUUUCAUCAUCGAUCAUUAUUAUUGCCUUCAUUGUGUGGAUUAUUGGAUUCACUGCUUCCAAUUCCUCAACAAAGAUACUCAGUGAUAAAUUAAAAGACAGUUCAACCGAGAGAAUUGUAGUAAUGAUUGAGGGAAUGUUUACACAGGCACAGGAAUUGGCUCUCUCCUAUCGAUAUUUCUAUGAUAAACAAACGAAUCAUAUGAGGAAUUUUCUGGAGGAUCGAUCUUUGUAUGAAUAUUCAGUGAAGAAUCUCUUGUUUUCAUCACUGAUAACGAGGCAAGGUUUGAUUAAUUCUGUGAAUUUUGUCUUUGAGAGUGGACAUGUUGUGGGAUGGGAAUGUAACCUUAAUGCCUGUGAUUAUUUCAUUUCGAAACAGGAUGAUUUGAGGCUGAUGGCUUAUAAUUAUGAUUUUGAAUUGGAAACAUUGGCCAACUCGACAACAUAUGAAGUACCAAACUUUAAUGCCAGUAUCAUUAUUCCAACCUAUAGCAUUGUAACCAACGCAGCAAAAGUGGAUAAAUCUCUGAGGAAAACUGGCAUGUUUUUUCCAAUUAGUAGACACGUUCUCGUAUCCAGCAUGUAUGUCACAAGUGUUGCCAUUCCCUAUUAUGGAUUAGAUGGAAACAUGUUAGGAACCUCAAAUGUUGUCUUUUACGUCGACACCUUAAAUGCCAAAGUUAGAAGUGCGAAUCCAUCUAUUGGAGGAUACAUUCUAGUUCUAGAAGAUAGUGGUGUGAUUGUAGCUCACUCAUUUGCCAAUCUCACAGCCAACAUGGAGAAACCAUGUUAUUUGGGAGGAAAUCUAUUGGUUCAAACUUUGUGUUCAUAUUUAUUACCUGAUCAGAAUAGCUCUUCAAUAUCUGAUCGAUUUGGAAAUACUCCCUCGAGUAAGUUUAGUUUGGAAGGGUUUUCUGUCCAGAGAAAGGAGCUCAAAUUUCCAGGUAUUACAUGGCAUGUCUUGAUUGCAAUUCCAGAUGAGGAAAUAUUGGGAGACAUUCUGAUUCAAUCGUAUAAUACUGUGUGGAUUUCUGCUCUUGUUCUGGUUGCAGCAAUAAUAUUCUCUGUCAUUACAACAUUUUCACUGUUCAGAACUUUAUCCAUGUUGGCUCGUUGCUUUACAGAUAUUCAAAAUUUGGAUUUGGAUGCACCAACCAUUGUCAAAGCAACAUCAAUUCUAACUGCAGUCUAUGAAUUACGUGAGCUCCAAAACAAUUUUAAGAGCAUGAUUGUCACAUUGAAAUCCAUUAGAAAGUUUGUCCCAGUUCAAAUUAUUAGGAAAAUUCUAAUAACUGGGAGGGAGGCAUCUCUAGGUAUUGAGGAUGCUGAUGCAACCAUUUUCUUUUUGGAUAUUGCUGGGUUUACCACCAUGUCAGAAAAGAUGGAGCCGAAAGCUCUGGUCGAUUUGGCAUCCAGUGUAUUCGAAAGUUGUUCUCAAUCUAUUAACAAGCACAAUGGUGUCAUUGACAAAUUCAUUGGUGAUGCUGUCAUGGCACUGUGGAAUGUUCCGACAAGAACCAAAGACCACGAAUAUCAUGCCCUCCAAUCAGCCAUUGAAAUUCAAUUGGAAAUGGAAAUGAAAAAUGUACCAGUUCGUAUUGGAAUACAUUCAGGAAGAGUAAAGGCUGGAAAUAUUGGAAGUGUGGAUCGAUUCAGUUUUAGUGUUUUGGGAGAUUGUCCUAACGUUGCUUCCAGAUUUGAGGGCGCCAACAAGGUCUACAUGAGUAAGAUCAUAUGUGGAUCAAGUACAAUAGAAGUUGCAUUGCUGAGCGAGGAAAGAUUAGCCAUCAAGGAUCCAUCCUUGAAGAGAAUUGUAAAUAGAAGACUCGACAAGUUGAAACUCAUUGGAAAGGAACAUCCAGUUCUUGCCUAUCAGAUAUUCUUGAGUGAAAAUCCCAAACAUACCAAUGGAUUGGAUAGCAGAGAUUUGAAAAUGUAUGAGAAGGGAUAUGACUAUCUCGUUGAAAAGCAAUAUAAGGAAGCUCUUUCAAUAUUCUAUACUUUGGGAGACAAGGCACCGAAUGAUAUGGUCAUUAGAAGAAAGAUUAAUCUGUGCAGAUCUCUUGUUGAAAAUGCUGGUAUUGUUGAUGGAAAGAAAUUUGAAGGAUUUGUUGAAAUUACUGGCAAGUAA
This is a messenger RNA of Naegleria gruberi, 2301 nucleotides long. RefSeq lists its product as uncharacterized. NCBI's taxonomy places the organism in Eukaryota, Heterolobosea, Eutetramitea, Acrasida, Naegleriidae. The coding region runs from base 1 to 2301 and encodes 766 amino acids. The transcript has 2 exons. The record is from RefSeq and is a predicted model, not a curated record. Gene Ontology annotation, biological process: intracellular signal transduction; cAMP biosynthetic process.